AUGCAGCAGACCAUCGACGAUCGGAUGGCCGACGGCGAGUCCAUGGUCGUCGACCAAUUGCAGGAGGUGACCGAGCUCAUCCGUGUUGAGAAGGCCAAGAAGUUCCUGGCGCAGAACUGCUCCACCUGCGACGACGCGCCGGCACCGGCGCCACCCUCCGUCUCUGACAAGGAGGACACGGAACAGGAGCGUGGACACAGCACCGCGGCGGACGCCGAUGAGGAGGGGUCGGAGCCGCUCGGCGCCGUGGCGUUGCCGUUGACAGAGACGCUGCCCGCGGGACCGGAGUGGAGGAAGCCCAAGUACGUGGCGCGGGUGCGGACGGGGUACGAGUGGAACAAGUACAACCGCGUGCACUACGACCACGACCACCCGCCGCCCAAGGUCGUGAAGGGCUGCACGUUCGUGCUCCACUACCCGGACCUCGCAGGCGCGAAGCCUCCGCAGUACGCCGUCGAGGAGGACGGCAGCGGGAGCGACGAGACCUGCAUCGUCAGGUUCCACGCAGGGUGGCCCUACGAGGACGUCGCGUUCAGGAUCGUGAACAGGGAGUGGGAGCGCUCGCGGAAGGCGGGGUUUAGGAGCACCUUUGACAGGGGCGUCCUGCGUCUCAGCUUCCACUUGAAGCGCGUCUUCUACCGGAGAUGA
This is a messenger RNA of Miscanthus lutarioriparius, 648 nucleotides long. NCBI's taxonomy places the organism in Eukaryota, Viridiplantae, Streptophyta, Magnoliopsida, Poales, Poaceae. The record is from the annotation of a GenBank genome assembly.